Molecule: messenger RNA, 742 nt
Organism: Nothoprocta perdicaria
Lineage: Eukaryota; Metazoa; Chordata; Aves; Tinamiformes; Tinamidae
Gene: CUNH1orf146
Product: chromosome unknown C1orf146 homolog
Exons: 6
Coding region: 105-635 (176 amino acids)
Biological process (GO): synaptonemal complex assembly; reciprocal meiotic recombination
Cellular component (GO): chromosome
Source: RefSeq, a predicted model, not a curated record
UCGCGCAGCCCAGGUCUCCACCCGGCCGGGAGCCAUUUUGUGUCACUUUGCUCCAGAAGGUGGCAUCUGGGAUUUCACUGCAGAGCUCCUAAGCCCAUAUUAAAAUGACGGAAAAUGGUGGACAGAAAGAGUCAAAAUGGAUAACAACUGUUAUUAUGAGUACAGCUAUGCAGAACCAUGAGAUUUCAACAAUUCUGCAGCGACAACAACACCGAGUUCGAUAUUCAGAUUCAGUGGAAAUCGGAUCUGUGAUAUUCUCUCUUUCUGGGGUUGCAUUUGUACUGGCAGACAUUCAAGACUUGCUUAGGACAGGAGAACAGCAGUUUUUAGACAGAGUUCAGAAGUUCAUAAACAUUCAUCGGAACAGCUUUUUGGUUUUGUCAGCUGCCCUUCACGGACCAGAAGAAUGGAAUAUAAUGUUCAGGAUUCAGAGAAGAUUCCUGGGCAGUAACUUACGCAUCAUUCCAGUUCACAGUAAUGUGGAAACUGUUAAAUUUAUGCUAACUAUAGCUAAGAUAACUUCCAAGCCACGUGCGGAUGAUAUUCGUUACAAAAUGGCAAUGGCCAAAGUCCACAUAACAGAAAAGAGUCCAGUUUGGAAGAUGCUUCAGCAGUACCAGCUGCAUUGCAAUUAAUUUAGUGUUUGUUUAUUCAUUAAAUAUAGCAGCUACAUUUUAAACAAAAUAUAAAUGCUUUUAAAAAUAUAUUGCUACAUUUCAAAGACUGUAUAUACAACUUAUGC